ACAUAGACACGCUCCCCUUAUGUCUAUUACAUGAUCUCUGAAACAGACGGCGAGGUCUUGCGUAAUCUUCCAGGCUAAGAAACUUCCACUAGGUCAAACAAGGUUCACCCACGGACGUCUGCAAAUUCCAGUGCAGUAGGCUGUUUGUAACAAUGCAACACUUUUAAAUCUAGCCUCGGUUAGAGUAGCAACUAGUUCAGAUGCAGUAAAACGGUGAGUUUAGUUUUGCAUUCAUCAUUAGCCUGCAUUAGUUGUAAAGGCUACCCGUCUGGCAGGCGCAUGCAUUAUCCAUUCCUUUUGUUUUCGUUUUGAUUACACAACAUGACUUGUUGGUUGCAUUGUUUUCGCCUAACUUUUGUGUCGCACAAGUUCAAACCAAACUUUCCAAGUCGGUUAAAGUGGCACCAAACUCGAGCAAAAAGUUAUCUUCCACAGAACUUCCACUCCUACGAGACCCUCCGGACGCUUUAUAACCCUCGCAUUCCAGAAUAUUUCAACUUUGCGAAAGAUGUACUGGAUGAGUGGGAGACGAAGGAGAAGCAUGGAGAGAAGUCGGGGCAGCCUGCUUUCUGGUGGGUGAACGAUGGUGGGAAAGAGAUCAGGUGGAGUUUUGAAGAGCUGGGGUUCCACUCGCGACGGCUUGCCAAUGUGCUGACGGGAGAAUGCCGACUGCAGAGAGGGGACAGGGUGCUCCUCAUCCUACCCAGAAUUCCAGAGUGGUGGCUGGUCAACAUUGCAUGCCUGAGAACAGGUACAGUUCUUAUCCCGGGCACAGCCCAGUUGACAGCCAGGGACAUCCUGCACCGCCUGCAGUCCUCCGGGGCUAAGUGCGUGGUGACGGACGAGUCGCUGGCUCCCCUCCUGGACUCGGUGGCGUCUGAGUGCGCCUCACUGCAGGCCAAACUGCUGGUGUCUGACCAGAAGAGAGAAGGAUGGCUCAACCUCUCUGACUUGUUAAGGAGUGCGUCUGGAGAGCAUGUCUGUGUCGACACCAGCAGUACAGAGCCCAUGACCAUAUUCUUCACCAGCGGCACCACAGGCUCCCCCAAGAUGACCCAGCACAACCACUGCAGCUUUGGCAUUGGACUCACUGUCAAUGGCAGGUACUGGCUGGACCUGACUCAUAGGGACGUGAUGUGGAACACGUCUGACACGGGCUGGGCCAAGUCAGCCUGGAGCAGUGUCUUCGCCCCCUGGAUCCAGGGAGCAUGUGUGUUUGUACACCACAUGCCACGCUUCGAUACCACCACAGUUCUGCAGACCCUCUCCCGGUAUCCCAUCACCACCUUCUGCACGGCCCCGACUGCGUACCGCAUGCUGGUGCAGGAGGACUUGUCCAGGUACAGCUUCCCCAGUCUGCAGCAUUGCCUGUGUGCAGGGGAGCCGAUUAACCCGGAGGUGAUGGGCAAGUGGAGAGAGGCCACGGGCCUGGACAUCUACGAGGGAUACGGCCAGACAGAAACAGUGUUAAUAGCUGGGACUUUUAAAGGGAUGAAGAUCAAACCGGGAUCAUUUGGCAAACCAUCCCCAGCGUAUGAUGUACAGAUCAUAGAUGAUGAUGGGAAUGUGGUACCCCAGGGAAAGGAGGGCAACCUGGCAAUCAGAGUGAAGCCUCACAGGCCUUUCUCCCUCUUCACAGAGUACACGGACGACCCUCAGAGGACUGCAGAGUGUUUCCGUGGCGACUUCUACCUGACAGGGGACAGGGGGUUGCAGGAUGAGGAUGGAUACUUGUGGUUCAUCGGCAGAUCUGAUGAUGUCAUUCUGUCCGCAGGGUACCGCAUCGGCCCGUUUGAGGUGGAGAAUGCCCUGAUUGAGCAUGACGCCGUGGCCGAGUCUGCUGUGGUCAGCAGCCCUGAUGCUGUCAGAGGAGAGGUGGUGAAAGCGUUUGUGGUGCUUACCUCCGACUAUAAAACCAGGAGCCACGAGGACCUGAGAGCCGAGCUGCAGGCCCACGUGAAGAAGGUCACAGCUCCCUAUAAGUAUCCCCGCAAGAUUGAAUUUGUGGAGCAGCUUCCAAAAACGGUCAGUGGUAAAAUCCGGAGAGUGGAGCUACGGAACAAGGAAUGGGGGAGAGGUUGAUUCAGUUAAUGUAUGGACCUCAGUUACGUAUUUUAUGCCGUUUUUAAUGAGAAAUCAUUUGUAACACACAUUAAGAAAUAACUUCAUAUGAUUAUUAUCCUGUAAUGGAACCAAUGUAUACAUAUACAUAUAUUUUGUACAGUAUUACACUCUUAAUAAUAAAAUUUGUACAUUCCUGAACAUC
Molecule: messenger RNA, 2266 nt
Organism: Engraulis encrasicolus (European anchovy)
Lineage: Eukaryota; Metazoa; Chordata; Actinopteri; Clupeiformes; Engraulidae
Gene: acsm3
Product: acyl-CoA synthetase medium chain family member 3
Exons: 13
Coding region: 322-2082 (586 amino acids)
Biological process (GO): acyl-CoA metabolic process; fatty acid biosynthetic process
Cellular component (GO): mitochondrial matrix
Molecular function (GO): fatty acid ligase activity; fatty-acyl-CoA synthase activity
Source: RefSeq, a predicted model, not a curated record